Messenger RNA from Bubalus bubalis (water buffalo), 943 nucleotides. RefSeq names its product placental prolactin-related protein 3-like. Gene Ontology annotation, biological process: response to nutrient levels; positive regulation of lactation; mammary gland development. The transcript has 5 exons. The coding region runs from base 40 to 783 and encodes 247 amino acids. Lineage: Eukaryota; Metazoa; Chordata; Mammalia; Artiodactyla; Bovidae. The record is from RefSeq and is a predicted model, not a curated record. Gene Ontology annotation, cellular component: extracellular region. Gene Ontology annotation, molecular function: prolactin receptor binding; hormone activity.
GCAAAUUUCUUCCAUCCCAUCCCAUCAGGCUGACUCCCCAUGGUCAACAGGAGUCCUCACCCUGGGAUCAUUCUGCAAUCCCUAUGGGCUCCAGCUCCCAGCUUCCAUGGGCACCAGUGGACUUACAAUCCUGUCCGAGGGUCCUGCCUGCUGCUGCUGCUGGUCAUGUCAAAUCUGCUCCUGUGCCAAGGCAACUCAUGCCCGUCCUGCUGUCCUGACGUGUCUGACAUCCCCCUGGAUUUACUUAGAGAACUGUUUCUCAAUGCCACCUUGCUGUCCCAAAGCAUCCUUAAGCAUUCCAGAAUAAUGUUGGAUGAGUUUGAUGAAAAGUAUGCCCAGGGCAAACUGUUCUAUCUCACUGCCACCAAGAGCUGCCAUACCAAUUCCCUCCAUACUACCGAAGACAUGGACAAAGCUGAAAAGAUGGAUAAUGAAGACCUUAGUAAGUGGAUACUCAUGUUACUGUACUCCUGGCAUAGACCUCUGAAUCAUCUAGUCACUGACCUGCGGUGUAUGAUCGAAGUCUCAGAUACUAUCCUAUCAAAUGCCAAAAAGAACGUGAAAAAAGUAGAAGAACUUCAAGCAUUCAUAGAGAGGCAAUUCUGCCAGAUUAUUAUUCCAGUAAUGUGGAAGAUGUUGGAGAAUAAUAUUUACUGGUCAGGACUCCCAUCCCUGUUGUCCAGCAAUGAAGAUGUGCGUCAUUCUGCAUUUUAUAGCCUGUUCCACUGCCUGCACAGGGAUACACUUGAAAUUGACAUUUACACCAAGAUCCUGGCACGCUGAAUGAUCAACAACUAGCACUAACUCCACAUCCAUACCAUCCAGGUCUGAGAUGAUCAUAAUUAUCUUUCCCAAGCAAGCUUAUUUGAAAUUUACAGCAUUUUAAUGCAUGUUUUGUGAAAUGGGUCUCUUCUUAAAAAAAUAAACACAGACUCUGUAGAGA